AUGCCGCUGUGGUCGGUCCCAACGAUCUCGGCGCUCGAGGUGGUCGACGUGCUGCUGAUCGCAGUCGUCAUUGCCUCGAUGGACGUAGCGGUGGGUGUGUGGAAAGCACGACGUCUGCAGCUGUCGUCGAGCGAGACGAAGCUGCUGGCCGAGUACAAUGCGCAGGUGCGACUCGUCAAUCGCCUCAAUUCGGUCGAGACGUUUGUGGCUCAAGCGAAAGCGACGCGUCGGAUGAAUGCGCUCAAGAAGGAGCUCCAAGCGCUUGCAGACAAGCGGCUGGCGGAGCAUGCGCCGUCGGACCUGCAGAAGCUCUUUGACCGUGUUCGAACGCCAGUCCUGCUGGGACUGAUGAUGGUGUACUACUGGAACGAGCCGCUUGUGGUGCUACCACAAGGCUACAUGCUUCCGAUCGAGCGACUCGUGUCGUUCCCAGGUUUCCAGCUUGGCGCUGUGUCUGCCGUAGGCUGGGCAGGCAUCUGUCGUCGCAUCAGCGCAAAGAUCCUGAGCUAG
This is a messenger RNA of Hyaloperonospora brassicae, 510 nucleotides long. The record is from the annotation of a GenBank genome assembly. Lineage: Eukaryota; Oomycota; Peronosporomycetes; Peronosporales; Peronosporaceae.